Molecule: messenger RNA, 1674 nt
Organism: Lactuca virosa
Lineage: Eukaryota; Viridiplantae; Streptophyta; Magnoliopsida; Asterales; Asteraceae
Source: the annotation of a GenBank genome assembly
AUGGAGUCCCAAAAUAACGAACUUCAUCAACCUUUCGUACAACCCAUUCAAGACUGUACUGCCGGCGGACAUGGCGGCAGUGCUGAGCUGGAGAGGGUGCUUUCCGACACAGAGACACCAUUAAUGAACCGGCUUUUGGUGGCAUCCAGGAUUGAACUUAAUCUUCUGUACAAGCUGGCUGCACCGGCGGUGAUGGUUUACCUGAUCAACAACGCCAUGUCUAUGUCCACCAGAAUCUUUUCCGGCCAGCUUGGCAAUCUAGAGCUCGCUGCAGCCUCCCUUGGUAACCAGGGGAUUCAACUCUUUGCCUAUGGUCUCAUGCUGGGAAUGGGCAGUGCAGUGGAGACGCUAUGUGGUCAAGCUUUUGGGGCACGAAAAUAUGAUAUGCUUGGAGUAUACCUUCAACGAUCCGUGAUCGUUCUUACAAUCACAGGAAUCCCGAUCACUCUGGUUUACGUGUUUUCUAAACCAAUCUUGCUUUUACUUGGUCAAUCGCCAUCAAUGGCGUCAGCAGCCACCCUAUUCGUCUAUGGUCUCAUUCCUCAAGUAUUCGCAUACGCCAUCAAUUUUCCUAUACAGAAAUUUCUUCAAGCUCAAAGUAUUGUGACGCCAAGUGCAUAUAUUUCAGCUGGAGCCCUAGUUGUGCACCUGAUUCUUUCUUGGGUCAUGGUGUACCAGUUGGGGUUGGGCUUGAUUGGCGCUUCGUUGACUCUAAGCUUGUCAUGGUGGAUCAUAGUGUUUGCACAGUUGGUUUACAUCUUGACUAGCGAUAGAUGUAAGGAGACGUGGAAUGGGUUCAGUUCUAAUGCUUUCUUUGGGUUAUGGGAGUUUGUAAAACUGUCAAGUGGGUCUGCUGUGAUGUUGUGUUUGGAGACAUGGUAUUAUCAAAUACUAGUGUUAAUUGCAGGGUUGCUUGAGGAUCCCCAGUUAGCAUUAGACGCACUUUCCGUUUGCAUGGGGGUCAGUGCACUGCUUUUUAUGGUCUCAGUUGGGUUCAAUGCAGCUGCUAGUGUGAGGGUUGGCAACGAGCUUGGAGCAGGAAAUCCAAAAUCCGCAGCCUUUUCAGUUGUAACGGUGACCAUGGUCUCAUUUCUUGUAUCCGUAGUCGAAGCGAUGAUUGUUUUGUCAACGCGACAUGUUAUUAGCUAUGGGUUUACUAGUGGUGAAACCGUUGCAAAUGCAGUGUCAGAUCUUUGUCCAUUAUUGGCCAUCACUAUCAUUCUCAAUGGCAUUCAACCAGUAUUAUCAGGAGUGGCUGUUGGGUGUGGAUGGCAAGCAUUUGUGGCGUAUGUGAAUGUCGGAUGUUAUUAUGCUGUGGGCAUUCCACUUGGAUGUGUUAUGGGCUUCUAUUUUAACCUCGGAGUCAAGGGAAUAUGGUCAGGGAUGAUCGGAGGAACUGCAAUGCAAACCGUUAUUUUACUUUGGUCAACGUUUCGUACAGACUGGAAUAAAGAGGUGGAAAAAGCUAGCAAACGUUUGGAUAAGUGGGAAGCAAACAAAGAAACUCUUUUGAAGAAAUGAGGAAGAAGUCAUCAAAGUCAAUCUGUUUUCCAGUACUUAGUCAUAAGUCCUAAUCGUUCAUACCCCAUAUCAUUUGCCGAAUUAGCACAAUAUGAUAAAAAAAAUUGCAAAAAUAUCCUUAAACAUGCAGGAAAACCAUAAACAAAGCUUGAG